Messenger RNA from Sorghum bicolor (sorghum), 3261 nucleotides. Its product is annotated as pentatricopeptide repeat-containing protein At3g09060. Lineage: Eukaryota; Viridiplantae; Streptophyta; Magnoliopsida; Poales; Poaceae. The transcript has a single exon. The record is from RefSeq and is a predicted model, not a curated record. Gene Ontology annotation, molecular function: protein binding. Bases 84 to 2192 code for a protein of 702 amino acids.
GCAGCCGGCAGUGCCCAGGUCAAAAACAGCCGCGCUCGAUCGGAAGCCAAACGAGCACGAGGCGAGGGGCUCCUGACGGCGCGAUGCCGCCGGCGCGGCCGGACCCUGAGCCGCCGCCCAUCCACCGCCUGCUAGAGCUGAUCAAGUCCGAGCGCGACCCUGCCAACGCGCUCUCCCACCUCGAGCUCCUUGUCUCCACCCGCCCGGCCUUCCCUCCGCCGCAGCCGCUCAUCUUCCACCUCCUCCGCCGCCUCGCCACCUCCUCCCCGUCGCACCUCCCGAGGCUGCUGGGUCUCCUCCCGCGCAUGCGCCAUCGGCCGCGCUUCUCUGAGUCCGCGGCGCUCGUUGUUCUAUCGGCCUUCUCCCGCGCCCUCAUGCCCGACGCGGCCCUCGCCGCGUUCCGCGACCUCCCCUCCCUCCUCGGCUGCAACCCCGGCGUCCGCUCCCACAACACCCUCCUUGACGCGUUUGUCCGCGCUCGUCGGUACUCCGACGCUGACGCAUUCUUCGCCUCUCUUUCCCACGGUGCCUUCGGCCGCCGCAUCGCCCCCAACCUCCAGACCUACAACAUCAUUCUCCGCUCUCUUUGUGCCCGCGGAGACGUCGAUCGAGCAGUGUCGCUCUUCAGUUCUUUGCGUCGUCGUGGAGUGGCCCCCGACAGAGUAACCUACUCCACCCUCAUGUCGGGGCUGGCGAAACAUGACCAGUUGGACAAUGCACUUGACCUGCUCGACGAAAUGCCGAACUAUGGAGUGCAGGCUGAUGCUGUUUGUUACAAUGCGUUGCUUAGUGGGUGUUUCAGAACUGGCAUGUUCGAGAAAGCCAUGAAGGUCUGGGAGCAACUGGUGAGGGAUCCUGGUGCAAGUCCUAACCUUGCCACAUACAAAGUGAUGCUUGAUGGCCUGUGUAAACUUGGGAGGUUUAAGGAGGCGGGGGAGGUAUGGAGUAGGAUGAUGGCUAAUAAUCACCAAGCAGACACUGUUACUUAUGGGAUCUUGAUUCAUGGGCUGUGCAGAUCUGGGGAUGUGGAUUCUGCGGCACGGGUCUACUCAGACAUGGUCAAGGCUGGGCUUGUUCUUGAUGUCUCUGUGUAUAAUUCACUCAUUAAGGGGUUCUGUGAAGUGGGAAGAACAGGUGAGGCUUGGAAAUUCUGGGAUUCCACAGGUUUCUCUGGCAUUCGUCAAAUAACAACCUAUAAUAUAAUGACGAAGGGGCUGUUGGACAGUGGAAUGGUCAGUGAAGCUACAGAGUUGCUGAAACAAUUGGAGAAUGAUGCUUCAUGCUCCCCUGACAAGGUAACUUUUGGCACACUGAUCCAUGGUCUGUGUGAGAAUGGCUAUGCUAACAGGGCAUUUGAAAUCUUGGAGGACGCACGAAAUAGUGGGGAAGAGUUAGAUGUGUUCUCAUACUCAUCAAUGAUAAAUAGAUUUUGUAAGGAUGGAAGAACACAUGAUGCAAAUGAGGUAUAUAAGAAUAUGGUGAAGGAUGGUUGCAAACCGAAUUCUCAUGUUUACAAUGCACUAAUAAAUGGUUUCUGCCGAGUGAGCAAGAUUAAUGAUGCUAUUAAAAUUUACAUUGAAAUGACCAGCAAUGGUUGUUGCCCAACCAUCAUCACAUAUAACACACUAAUAGAUGGUUUGUGUAAGGCUGAAAAAUAUCAAGAAGCUUCAAGCUUAACAAAGGAAAUGCUAGAGAGAGGUUUUAAACCAGAUAUCAGAACUUAUGCCUCUUUGAUUCGUGGCCUUUGUCGAGACAAGAAGGUUGAUGUUGCCCUUCGUAUUUGGGAUGAAAUUCUUGAUGCGGGUCUUCAGGUUGAUGUAAUGGUGCACAACAUCUUAAUUCAUGGUCUUUGUUCUGCUGGGAAAGUAGAUGAAGCCUUUUGUAUUUAUUUGGAGAUGAAAGAAAAGAACUGUUCCCCAAAUCUAGUGACCUAUAACACAUUGAUGGAUGGAUUUUAUGAGAUUGGUUCUAUUGAUAAAGCAGCAUCCCUUUGGACUGCCAUUUUAGAUAAUGGAUUGAAACCAGAUAUUGUUACAUACAAUACAAGAAUUAAGGGUCUGUGCUCUUGUAAUAGGACACCUGAAGGAGUCCUCUUAUUGAAUGAGGUGCUUGCAACAGGUAUUAUGCCAACUGUCAUUACCUGGAGCAUAUUAGUAAGAGCUGUAAUCAAAUAUGGUCCAAUUCAGAUAUGACACCUUGUAAUUCUUCAUGGUACGAAGACUUCUUGUGGAUCUAACUAACCAAGGAUUAGCAUCAUCAUACUGAAAACGUAUGCACUAUAUGGUUUUGUUUAACAAGGUAUGAGCUUAUGAUAAUUUUUUUUAAUAUCAUGUGUAUGUGUUUUCUACUCGCACCCAUAAUUUUGUCUUCAGAGGCAUGUGUCUUUUCUUAAAAUAGUAUUCACUUUGGUUUAAAUUAGGGUGGCAUUUCUUUAACGUGUUGAGAAUAUAACACUUUUACCAUGUUUUGGCUGCUGAAGCAUAGCUCUGAUGCAAGGUUAAACACAGCUUGAGUUUAUCUGAUCUCAGGAUGGAGAAACCUGUGGUUUAUUGGCCAUACUACAUGUUACUCUUGGAUCCUGAAAAUUGUAUUGAUAUAUAUUUCUUUAAUGCAUCAAGAAUGUAACAUAUGUUUUGACUGUUGAAACAAUACAUAUCUGUGAUGCAAUAUUAUUAAAGACAUCUUGAUUUUAUCAAAUCUCAGGUUGGAGAAACCUGUGGUUUAUUGGCCAAGCUACAUGUUUAACAUUUUUUUGGAUUGGAAAAGUUGUAUCAAUAUUUUUCUAACGCAUCAAGAAUGUAACACUGUUACUAUGUUUUGGCUAUAGCAUUGCUGAAACAUAUCUCUGAUGCAAUAUUGAAGACAGCUUGAGUUUAUCAGAUCUCAGGUUAGAGAAACCUGUGGUUUAUUAGCCAAGCUACAUGUUAAACAAUUUUUUGGAUUAUAAAAAAUGUACCAUUUUUUUCUAACGCAUCAUGAAUUUAAUACUGCUACCAUGUUUUGGCUAUAACAUUGCUGAAACAUAUCUCUGAUGCAAGAUUGAAGGCAGCUUGAGUUUAUCAGAUCUCAGGUUAGAGAAACCUGUGGUUUAUUAGCCAAGCUACAUGUUAAACAAUUUUUUGGAUUAGAAAAGUUGUAUCAUUUUUUUCUAAUGCAUCAUGAAUUUAACACUGCUACCAUGUUUUGGCUAUGACAUUGCUGAAACAUAUCUCUGAUGCAAGAUUGAAGACAGCUUGAGUUUAUCAGAUCUCAGGUUAGAGA